This is a messenger RNA of Daucus carota subsp. sativus, 1095 nucleotides long. Its product is annotated as ubiquitin carboxyl-terminal hydrolase 3. Gene Ontology annotation, biological process: protein deubiquitination; ubiquitin-dependent protein catabolic process. Gene Ontology annotation, cellular component: cytoplasm. Bases 141 to 848 code for a protein of 235 amino acids. NCBI's taxonomy places the organism in Eukaryota, Viridiplantae, Streptophyta, Magnoliopsida, Apiales, Apiaceae. The record is from RefSeq and is a predicted model, not a curated record. The transcript has 9 exons. Gene Ontology annotation, molecular function: cysteine-type deubiquitinase activity.
AGGCCCAGUCACUUGAGUCGGCCCAUAAAAAUCAGAACUCAGAUUGAAAAGAAACUCCACAACUCAAGCGACGAAUCAAAACGCAACCUCUCCGUUGAGUUACAAAUCGUUACAAGCUCGUGUUUGCCGCGACAAUCGCGAUGUCUUCAGCAUCAGCAGCGCCUUCUAAGAAGCGGUGGCUUCCUCUCGAAGCUAACCCCGAUAUCAUGAACCAGUUUCUCUGGGGUCUUGGUGUCCGUGAGGAUGAGGUAGGUUGCUACGAUGUUUACGGUUUUGAUGAAGAACUUUUAGAAAUGGUGCCUAAGCCAGUGCUUGCAGUUUUGUUUCUAUACCCCCUCACAUCUCAGAGUGAACAGGAGAGAGUACAACAAGACAGUGUUACGAAGGAUCAGAUUAAGGGAGUUUACUUUAUGAGACAAACUGUAGGAAAUGCUUGUGGAACUGUUGGACUUCUUCACGCUGUUGGAAAUAUCACUUCAGAGAUACAUCUUCUUGAGGACUCAUAUCUGGAUAAGUUCUACAAAUCAACUGCCAGCAUGGAUCCAAUGGAGCGUGCUUUAUUCCUUGAAAAUGACAGAGAAAUGGAAGUUGCUCACACAGUAGCUGCUUCUGCUGGUGAAACUGAGGCUUUGGAUAAUGUAGACACUCAUUUCAUCUGCUUCACAUGCGUGGAUGGACAACUAUAUGAGCUUGAUGGAAGGAGGGCAGGACCAAUUUCACAUGGUGCCACCACUCCUAGCAGUUUAUUACGGGAUGCUGGAAAAGUUAUACAAGGGAUGAUAGCAAAGAACCCGAGUUCAAUGAACUUCAACUUAAUUGCUAUUUCAAAGAGAGUGGAGGGAGCUUGACUCCAUGUAUAACAGUUUCAGCCCGACAUAAACCUUGACUAAAGUUAUAUAUUAAGAUCAGGAUUUUUCGAGCUUAGUACCAUCAUCUUUUCUCAGCACCAUCAUCGUUUUCUCGACUUUUAUGUUUAAUGGCAAUAGCCAUUUUGUUCUAAGAUCUUCCCUUCUAGUAUGUAACUGUUAUAUUUACUUUACUCUUCGAAAGCCGAAUUCAGCCGAUGAUCUAUCAGAACCGUUAUGUUAAAGUAAA